AUGGGUACCCCGGAAACAUCCCGAGAGCCCUGCCCGGACCGGAUCUUGGACGACGUGGGUGGUGCCUUCGGCAUGGGCGCUGUGGGUGGAGCUGCUUUCCACUUCUUAAAAGGUAUCUACAACUCCCCAAAAGGGGAACGUCUGGCGGGCGGUUCCCAGGCUGUGCGCAUGAAUGCCCCACGCGUGGGGGGCAGCUUUGCCGUCUGGGGUGGGCUUUUCUCCACGUUCGACUGCAGCAUGGUGUAUCUUCGGCAGAAAGAAGACCCCUGGAAUUCCAUCAUAGCCGGAGCAGCCACCGGUGGGUUCCUCCAAAUGCGGCAGGGCCUUGGGGCCGCCUCAAGGUCAGCCGUCUUUGGUGGUGUGCUGCUGGCCCUGAUUGAGGGUGCCGGGAUCAUGCUCAACAAGAUCAUGAGUGCCCCACAGAACCUGCCGCCCAUGGAAGAGCCUGUGCCUGCCGGGUUCCCGUCCAUGGGGCAGAUUCCAGGUCAGGGCCCGGUGAGUGUUGACAGCCCGCCUUCGUCCACAUCAUCAUCGUCCUGGUUUGGGGGAUUCUUUGGUGGUGCGAAGGAGGAUGCGAAAGCGGGUGACAGCAGCAAGACAAAUGUUCUAGAGAGCUUUGAUGCGCCAGCCCCACCGUCCUUCGAGUACAAAUGA
This is a messenger RNA of Striga hermonthica, 654 nucleotides long. The record is from the annotation of a GenBank genome assembly. NCBI's taxonomy places the organism in Eukaryota, Viridiplantae, Streptophyta, Magnoliopsida, Lamiales, Orobanchaceae.